This is a messenger RNA of Aspergillus nidulans FGSC A4, 1240 nucleotides long. Its product is annotated as 2-hydroxyacid dehydrogenase. The transcript has a single exon. The record is from RefSeq and is a predicted model, not a curated record. Gene Ontology annotation, molecular function: NAD binding; D-lactate dehydrogenase (NAD+) activity; oxidoreductase activity, acting on the CH-OH group of donors, NAD or NADP as acceptor. NCBI's taxonomy places the organism in Eukaryota, Fungi, Ascomycota, Eurotiomycetes, Eurotiales, Aspergillaceae. The coding region runs from base 42 to 1121 and encodes 359 amino acids.
GCUCUAUUGGUUAGCCACCUUCUGUUAGAUAAUUUCAAAAAAUGUCAUCCCCUCCCUUUCAGCUCGCCGUCUUCAGUACAAAAUCCUACGACAGAAGCUACCUUGACACCACCCUAAAAGCCCAUCCAACGCUAUCAAAUACCGUAAGCAUAGCCUACCAUGCCUUCCCGCUCAGCCUCGAAACCGCACCCCUCGCCGCAUCCCACGCGGCAGUCUGUGCCUUCGUGAACGACACUCUCGAUGGCCCCGUUCUCCGCACCUUACACGAAGGCGGCACACGCGCAAUCCUCCUCCGCUGUGCGGGCUUUAAUAACGUCGACCUCGUGGUAGCCGAAGAACUCGGCCUGUUCGUCGCGAACGUACCCUCUUAUAGCCCUGAAGCAGUCGCCGAAUUCACGAUCACGCUGCUACAAACACUUAACAGGAACAUCCAUAAGGCAUAUAACCGGGUGCGCGAGGGGAAUUUCAAUCUCGAGGGUUUCCUUGGGAUGACACUCCACGGGAAGACAGUAGGGAUUGUGGGCGUGGGGAGAAUUGGAUUGGCGCUUGCGCGGAUUGUAAGGGGUUUCGGGUGUAGGUUGCUAGCGGCGGAUCCGAAGCCGGCGGUUCCGGCGGAAGAGUUUAAGAAUGAGUAUGGGGGUGAGAUUGUGGAGUUGAGGACUUUGCUGGCGGAAAGCGAUGUUGUUAGUUUGCAUUGUCCGCUUACGGCAGGGACGCGGCAUAUCAUUGAUGCUGAGAAUUUGGGUUAUAUGAAGCGGGGCGCUUUGUUGGUGAAUACCUCACGCGGUCCGCUGGUCAAUACCAAGGCUGCGAUAGAGGCAUUGAAGAGUGGACAGUUGGGUGGGCUUGCGCUGGACGUAUAUGAAGAGGAGGGGGCGUAUUUCUAUAACGACCAUUCGGCGGAGAUCAUCCAUGAUGAUACGUUGAUGCGGUUGAUGACGUUUCCGAAUGUGCUUGUUUGCGGACAUCAGGCUUUCUUCACGAGGGAGGCGCUGACGGAGAUUGCGGGGACAGUGUUGAGUAACAUGGAGGAUUGGAUUGAGGGCAGGCAUUGUGGCAAUUCGCUAGUUAGGGAAGGACAUCUGGUCGCGCCGGAAGGAAAGGAGCCCGUUAGAAUUUAGUAUUGAUGGAUUGGCGGUAGUGUCUUGUAUUAGGUACAAGGUAGUAUAUGAUAUAGCAGUGGUAGCCUGGUAUAUACAGCUGCGUCAACAAACAUUAAGCGAGUAAGCCGGAAAGAAAA